GAAGGCCCCGGCGGCGCGCGCGGCCCGGCCCGGCCCCGCCGCCUCCGCGCCCCGCUCGGAGCCAUGGCCGCGACCGGCGCCUUCUUCGGCAGGCUGCGGGAGCUGGCCCUCACGGUGGAGAAGGAGGUGAAGCAGCUGCAGCAGGCCAUGCGCCGGGAGGACGCGGACUGUGAAGAUGAAUCUCCACUAGCAAUCUUGCAUGACCUCCAUUGCGAAAUCAAGACUCAGAAGGAAGAUAUUAGUGCCAGUCUUGGUAAGAUUUCCUCUGAAAAUAAAGCAGUUCAUGAGUUUAUGAAGGCAAGUGAAAUCUUGAUAGAAAGAAAUGCAGCAGAUCUUGGAAAAAUAAGAGAGCUGUUCCAGAAAUAUGGCUACAAACCACAUAUCGAAGGCUCUACAGAAGAGGAGGAUGAAGCUAACAGUGAAUCAGCAAUGUCUGUGCAGAAUAAAUCUGAUGACGAAAAAGCAAAUGAUGUACCUCACCUAUCUGCUUCUACAGAGAAGCCGCCGUUGCCCAAAGACCCGCUGCGUAUCCCCGAGCUCUCCGACUUUGGGCUUUCACAGUACGCGUUCCCCAGGCCUCGGAGCGCGCUGGAAGCACCGCACAGCGCACAGCACACGAGCAGUGCGCGCCAGCUGAGGGCAAAGAAUGAGACUCCACUAAGAUUGCGAACGCCGCAGGCUUUGCCCAAAACACCAAAAUGUAGGCUAAAGAUGGAUGACUAUGAGUGUGUAACACCAAAACUUGAGCACUUUGGCAUUAGUGAACAUACCAUGUGUAUGAAUGAAGAUUAUACGAUGUCGCUUAUUCAUAAAGCUUCUCAGACAUUAAAAAAGUUGGUUAAAAGAGGAGAUGAUAACGGAGGGAAUUUGCCAGAAAUGACAAUCAAGGAAUUCAUGGUUACUCCUGCAUCAAAAUCCAGUAAGAGAGCUAAAAAUGCAGCAACUGACUGGAUGGAUUCUCCUAUGGUAUUUGUGUUCUGUACUCCUGAUGUGAAGGACUCUUCCAAAAAUAAUAAUACAGGAUUAUCAAGGUCACCAGAGACAAAGGAACUGCCUCUUCCCAGUCAUGCAGCAACACCACAGUGUCCAGAUUUUCAAACAAGAUGGUUAACAGCAGAAGCUAAGCAGGUAACACCAAGGGAGAAGCUUGAGUCAGUGACAAAGAACGAUGCAAAAGAUACACCGUGCAAAGAAGAAAGAAUUCCUUUUGCUGCAAGCUCUGAUGAGUAUCUUAAACAUACUAAGGACCCUUCCCCUCCCAGUCUGGAACACUAUGACCAUUUACUCAAUACUCCUCCACCUCCAGAAAUAACAAGGAUACCAGAUAAUGUUUUAAAGAUCCUUUCCCAAUAUAAUCAAAAGGUAGACUCUUCUAAAGCCAAGGAAAUGGAGACCAAGGCAGGAAAUACAACAAGAUAUGAAAGUUAUACCACUGAUUACAGCAACAAAGAGAACAGAGGAUAUCAUGGAGUUUUCAAGACAAACAUCUGAAAUGAAACUGAAGACCAUGUUGAAACUUUCGCAUUCGUUGAUCUUAACACCAAAUCAUCACAAGUUCAAAAAGCAAAAGGAAAUACUUGUGGGAAGAAGGAGUCAUACUGAGAAAAGGCUUUUUUUUAAUGGAGAAAAAUUCUUUAUCUGUGACAUGGACAAACUUGUUUGAACAAACAGCUUGUGCUUAAUUUUUUUAUUGACAUUAUUGUCAAAAUUUAUUGAGGGGUUUUAAAUAUAUUGCACUUCAAAGAGGAAUGAAGGUCCAUGUACAAGGUGGUACUUCAGUUGUUUGUUGUGUAGGAUUGCAUUUGCAGUAGGCUGUAGAGUGCAGUUAGGUUGUAAUAAAAGGAAGUCCAGUAUAUUGUUUUAAAAAGUGGAUAUAUCUGGCUAUUCUGGUGACUCUACAUCCUUUCAGGGCUUGAGACUGAAGUCUAGUACUUCAACAGUAUUUGGUAUCUUCAACAGAAGCAAGUAAAAUUUUGUAUUGAAAGAGUUAAGUCCUGCUUUACUGUUUAAAGCAGUUCUGUGCUUUUAGUUCUUUCUGCAGUGAUAAGAUGUAUCUGACACAUUCCUGCAUCAGACUGACUGUUACCUCUCUAGCGGACAGGCAUUCCCCAUGCAGCUUCUUUCUUUAUGUAUCUACAUAGUAUCAGGUGACAAACAGGGUGACAAUCAGGUGCUAUGCAUCUGGUUUCUUUGUAGUCCUAGAAGGUGACUCUGGCUCUACUGUGAAUCAGUUGAAAAUGUGCAAUUGUUACUAGUUAUAUGUAUCUUGAGCUGCUUGGAAGAACUUGCUGGAAGGCCUGAUUGCUUCCUCUCCUGCUGCUCCCAUGUGUAUUCUCUUCAGUGCUGGUGUCACUUCUAAAUGUGCAGAUAUAACCCUGUAGUAGCUCACCAAGCUGAAGUUUGCAGAGCUGUUUGGCACUCUUUUGGUAGUCACAGUAAUUAGGAUUUCUUUUCCUACCAGCAUUUUUAUUGUUUUCCACCAGAAAACCCAGCUUUGCAUCCUUGUUUGGAACCAGUUUGCAAUUUCCAGUGUCAGCAAUUCCUCUAAGUGACUCCAGGACUGUUCUUACUAUUUGUCUUCCAGUCGAUGACUGAAAUUCUGCAUUUACGUGAGGACAGACAUGCAACACAUGAGAAGGGAGAGACUGUCCUAGGAGAUGGGGAUAAGUGGAUGUUUUUCUGAACUCAGCUCCACAUUUUUUUUAAGUCUUCAGGAUAUGCAAACAUCUAGAGAGCCCCACAAGUAUUUCUUCAUUUGCUUAGACUUGUCCUGGUUAAAACUUAACAAGUAAAGGUGCCUUUUCCCUGCUAUUACAUUCAUUUUCCAGGAUAAGCGUACAUCAAAUUAAUUGGAGAAGGUAAUUUUCUACUAGCUUUGACAUGAGCAGUCAUUGAAAAUGCUAGUUUCCGUUUAAAAUUAUGUAAGUAUUAGUGUGUCAGUCUGUGAGCUUAAUUUACAUUUUUGGAUACUAAAUAAAUUUGUUUCAAAUGC
Molecule: messenger RNA, 2992 nt
Organism: Taeniopygia guttata (zebra finch)
Lineage: Eukaryota; Metazoa; Chordata; Aves; Passeriformes; Estrildidae
Gene: SKA3
Product: spindle and kinetochore associated complex subunit 3
Biological process (GO): chromosome segregation; mitotic cell cycle
Cellular component (GO): spindle microtubule; kinetochore; outer kinetochore
Source: RefSeq, a predicted model, not a curated record